GUACUAGCCCACGCACGCAAGUGACGUCACACGUCGCCCCACCCACAUAUUUCUGUAAACCACCUUGCGUAUGGAAGUAUGGCGGCACCAGCGACACAACUACUACUCGGCCAAAGUUUAUUGCUCAGAUUUUCACGUGAGAGCGAUGAAUAAGUACGCGAACAGAGGGGUCGGUAACGAAGAGCUCGGAGACUUUAAACAGAGGAAAGGACUUGCACAAAGAGACGUCGGUCUCUGGCCGACUGAGUUUCCUCGAUUUCUCUUCACCUCCUUGAUUGAAGUGCCUUUAGUCCGGGUACCACAGGGGAAGAAACUCCGCAAGACGGGAAGAGUGGACACGGAAGUUUGAAACAAACUGAAUACUGUGGCUUUGGAAAGACCACUUGCCAAGCAUUAAAUUGUGGUGACCAGAGACGUUUAAGUGCACUUGUCCGACGUUUGUUAGCAGCACGCUAAUAUCGACCCCGCAAGAGCCAACUGUUGAGUGCUCGAUGUGCAUUUAAGGGUCUGGCCGCUGCAUACCACCAGCUAACGUUAGUUAGCCUUCAUGGCUACCUUCAACAUUAGCUUGAGGUCGCCAGCUAACCAACAAUAUAAAUGUUUCUAUAGCUGUAUUACUUUGAAAUGCCUUUCUUUGAGCUCUGAAGCACUCAGGCUCCAUUAAUGCACGAUAAACAGGGACAUAUUGGAGUAAUACGGAUCUGCAUAGGUGACCCGCAUCACCCAUACUCCAGGAGAGGACAGACUGAGCCAGGGAAAGGGGUUCCUGUCUUCUCCCCAUCCCCUCCCUGCCUGGUGGCCAACUGUUGGACAGUGAGCAACUGAUUCCAGCUUGGAGAGUCCCGGCUGCGGCCUGGCACCCUGCCCUUAUGGGGCAGCAGCCGGGGAAGUUUGUAGGGGACCAGAGGAGACCCAGUCUGCCGGCCUUCAUCAAGGGUGGAAAGAGAGAGUCGUCACGCCAUGGGACCCAGCCUUGUAACGUUUUUGCUGUGCACGCUGCUCUCCUCUUCCCUUCAUCCUCUCAUCUCCCCAACACUUUGUGACUGCGAAGCUCUCCAGAGACCAGACUUUGAGAGUCAGGGGCUGGCAGAUGCGGCCCGCUGGAACUCCAAAGAGAACCUGUUGGCUGGACCCAGCGAGAAUGACCCCAACCUGUUUGUUGCACUCUAUGAUUUUGUUGCCAGUGGUGACAACACACUCAGCAUUACUAAAGGAGAGAAGCUGCGUGUGCUCGGUUACAACCACAAUGGCGAGUGGUGCGAGGCACAGACCAAGAAUGGCCAGGGUUGGGUGCCGUCCAACUACAUCACCCCUGUCAACAGCCUGGAGAAGCACAGCUGGUACCAUGGACCUGUGUCACGCAAUGCUGCGGAAUACCUGCUCAGCUCGGGCAUCAACGGAAGCUUUCUUGUCCGCGAGAGUGAGAGCAGCCCUGGCCAGAGGUCCAUUUCCCUGCGGUACGAGGGGAGAGUCUACCAUUACAGGAUUAACACUGCGUCUGACGGCAAGAAUCUCUUCUUCCUCCAGCUGUACGUCUCGUCGGAAAGCCGUUUCAACACACUGGCGGAGCUGGUGCACCACCAUUCCACGGUGGCCGACGGCCUCAUCACCACGCUGCACUACCCGGCGCCAAAACGCAACAAGCCCACCAUCUACGGAGUUUCUCCCAACUAUGAUAAGUGGGAGAUGGAGCGCACUGACAUUACCAUGAAGCACAAGCUGGGAGGGGGCCAGUACGGGGAAGUAUACGAAGGUGUUUGGAAGAAGUACAACCUCACUGUGGCUGUCAAGACACUAAAAGAGGAUACGAUGGAGGUGGAGGAGUUUCUCAAGGAGGCCGCUGUCAUGAAAGAGAUCAAACACCCCAACCUGGUACAACUGUUAGGUGUGUGCACACGGGAGCCACCAUUCUACAUUAUCACAGAGUUCAUGACCCACGGUAACCUACUAGACUACCUGAGGGAGUGCAACAGAGAGGAGGUCAAUGCAGUGGUGCUGCUCCAUAUGGCCACACAGAUCUCCUCUGCCAUGGAGUACCUGGAGAAAAAAAACUUUAUACACAGGGACUUAGCUGCCCGUAACUGUCUGGUUGGGGAGAACCACCUGGUAAAGGUUGCAGACUUCGGCCUAAGCAGGCUGAUGACUGGAGACACCUACACAGCUCAUGCUGGGGCCAAGUUCCCCAUCAAGUGGACUGCUCCAGAGAGUCUGGCCUACAACAAGUUCUCUAUUAAGUCUGAUGUCUGGGCAUUUGGCGUGCUGCUGUGGGAGAUCGCUACCUAUGGCAUGUCCCCCUACCCCGGCAUUGACCUGUCCCAAGUGUACGAGCUGCUGGAGAAAGACUACCGUAUGGACCGACCAGAGGGCUGCCCUGAGAAGGUCUACGAGCUGAUGAGGGCCUGUUGGAGGUGGAACCCUUCAGAACGUCCAUCUUUUGCUGAAACACACCAAGCCUUUGAGACCAUGUUCCAGGAGUCCAGCAUCUCUGAUGAGGUGGAAAAGGAGCUGGGCAAGAAGGGGAAGAAGGCAACAUUAGGCUCUAUCCAGCAGGCUCCAGAGCUGCCCACCAAAACCAGAACUCUCCGCAAAAACAUGGACAACCGGGAUGGAGAUAGUCCAGACCCAGUAGAGCCAGAGACAGCUGUUUCGUCACCCAUGCUCCCCAGGAAAGAGCGCCCCCUCCUGGAUGGUAAUCUGAAUGAGGAUGACCGCUUGCUACCCAAAGACAAGGACAAGACACGUGGCAGUGGCUUUCUCAGUCUCAUAAAGAAAAAGAAAAAGAAUGCACCUGCUCCGCCCAAACGCAGCUCCUCUUUCAGAGAAAUGGACGUCCACCCUGACAGGAGGGGUGUGUCUCCAGAUCCUCGAGACAGUGACAGCUUCAACAACGGUGCAUCUUUGGCCAUUAAUGAUGUCACACAUGGCCUUGACUCCACAAAAUUCCCGGGUACUAAUAAUAAUGGGGCAGGGGGUAUCACCAACGGGGCUCCUACCUACCCAGGACCUUUGUUUCCCAGGAAGAAGGGAGCUCCAGCUGUGCCUGGCCCUGGAGGAAAAGCAGCUACAACGCCUCCCAGCGAGGAGGAAUCCAUGUCUAACUCGAAGCGUUUUCUCUGGUCCUCUAGCUUGCCCACCGGCUCAGAUGGCACUGAAUGGAAGUCUGUCACACUGCCGCGAGACCUUGGCCAGCGCCACUUUGACUCAGGCACCUUCGGGGGCAAGCCAGCUCUGCCACGCAAGAGAACCAGUGAGCAAAAAGGGGAGAAUGCCCCUCGAAUGGGCACCCUGACUCCACCACCACGUCUGAACACCUCAUCAGAUGUUUCCUCUGCCUUCUUAGGCAAAGACACUGAUCCCAGUCCUGGUUCCAGUCCCCAGGCUUUAACGCCUAAGGUGGUCAGGAGACCAGGGCUGCCGGGGCUGGAGAACUCCAAGACCAGCGCUCUCCAUGCUGAGCUUCUCAAGCCCAAUGUGUUCCCUGCUUUAGGCGCAGCCGGAGAAGAGUGCAGGGCCCGCAGAAACAAGCACACUGUGGACUCUUCAUCUGUCAGGGAAAGAGGAAAGUUACAGAAACCCAAACCAGCCCCACCUCCACCACCCACCAAUGCCAAAACAGGCAAGAUUUCCCGCAGCCCCACUCAAGAACUCCCCUCCCCCUCAUCCACCACCUCAGAUGUCAAAGCUAAGGGCCUCCCCUCUGUCUCAGAGCCCCACCACUCAACCACUGCCAGUGACCAAGCCCGCUCACCCCUCAGUGAGGGCUCCAAGAAGCUGCCCCUGGGCUCCAUCUCCAAACCUCAACCGUUAAAAACCUCCACCUCCUCCACUUCAGUGACCACCUCCCUAUCCAGCCAGAGCCUAGGAGGCUUCUCUUCCUCCCUCACCUCCCCCAGCGAUCAGAGCUCGCCCCCUGCUUUCAUCCCCCUAGUGAACACCCGACGCUCCCUCCGCAAGACUGCACCCCGCCAGGCUUCCGAGCGCACCCCCAACUCAGCUGUGACGCGUGAGAUGGUGCUGGAAGGCACCGAGCUGCUCCGCGCAGCUAUUUGCCGCAACUCGGAGCAGACAGGUAGCCACAGCGCUGUGCUGGAGGCUGGCAAGAACCUGUCGAAGUACUGCAUGAGCUACGUCGACUCCAUACAGCAAAUGAGGAACAAGUUUGCCUUCCGCGAGGCCAUCAACAAGCUUGAGAACAGCCUGCGUGAGCUGCAGAUCUGCCCCACAGCCACAGGGGGUGCCAACGCACAGCAGGACUUCAGCAAGCUGCUGUCCUCUGUCAAAGAGAUUAGUGACAUUGUUCAGAGGUAGCGCCAUAAAAUCUUAAACUACCAAGAUAUAAAACUGAUAUGAACUGUAUCUUACACUACCCUUUUUUUCUGAGCAUGCGCAUGAACUGUGGUCCAUGCCGAGCUCAUGUUGGAGAUCUGAGGGUAAAGCCUGUGUGAGGACAGCAACAGAGUAUAGGUUUCACACUACAGUACACUCUGAAACACUUAAGCGUGUGGUUAUUGUGGAUGGAAUCAAAGGAAUCUUUCUGUAGAUGUCGUCAGUUUGCAAUAUUGAAAAGCCUUAACCAUGAAUGAACAAUGUCUUUUGUCCUCAAUGAGAGGCUAGCGGCCAAUUCUUUAUCAACAUGACUUUUUACCAGUCAUUUUUGAAACGAUCAUGUCUUAUGUAUGCUAGUUGUGUUUUCCCCUUUUUCGAUGACACUAAUAGAGAAAAGGCCUGUGAUAUUUGUUUCCAUCACUGUUGUUAGUGUGUACAGUGUUUGAUUUUCCAUCGUGCCGCCGCCGAUGAGCAAAAACAAAACACUUAACCUCAUCUUGUUCUAGGACCCCUUCUAACACUUAGACAACUGAUCUCAUAGUUUCCAUUUUCACAUGUAAGAAUUAGGGAGCUUCUGGAAUCACACAGUGUUUAUAACCUGAUGCCUCUGUCCAACACAUCCCAACAUUUUCCAUUGCUGAGUGAUGAAAACGUGUCAGUGUUUGUUCUGUAUGAAUGCUUUUUGCAGUAUUUGCAACCAUGUGCCAUAAAGUAAUAAUGGGAGCAAGCAAAUGAGGCAGGAUGAGCCUGUGGCCUUCACCUGUUUCCUUCACUGCACACUUUUGUAACAAAUAGUGCCUUAAACACUAUUGGCAGAGCUGUUCAAGACUUGCCACUUUUUACAAGUGCAGAAAUGUGGCUUUGGUUGAAUUGUGCCAAGUGGGUAGGAAUAGCUGUGUUGAUUUGUUUAUUGGAUUUAAAUGUUUUUUUGCCAUACCAAAAACCUUUGUCUCCAGUCUGUACUGGAGAGGGACCAGGGUGCACAAUCUGCAACUCAGUGGAUUGGACUAUUGUUUUAUGUUGUCCUUAGACUGGGCUUUUUUUUUAAGUAUAUUUCAACUUUUUCUAAAUGCCAGUCACAAAAGCCAUCAGUAGCAGCUCAGCCUUGCAGCAGCUAUAAUCUGCAAAGAGGGAUCACAGACUAAAACAAUGUUUCUCUGACCAUUGAAGGGCUUCUUUGCCUGUAUUAGUUUUGAUGAAGGGUUUGUCACGUGGUCUAAAUGCUGUUUCAGAGGCCUUUCCACCCCAGCAAAAAAAAGAUAUAUAGAUAUCUAUAGAGAUAUAGAUAUCUAUAGAGAUAUAUAUAUCUAUAUCUAUAGAUAUAUAGAUAUCGAUCUCUAUCUAUAUAGAUAUAUAUAUCCUGGGGGAAACACUGGACUGAAUUGUUUGUCACUUGCUGUCUCACAAAAUAAUGUACAAGUUAGAAGCUGACCAUUAUAGACUGAAAGAACCCAUGAAAUUUCACUCUAACAUCAUAUGUUCCUCUAUUCGCGUCUGCAACUCUUGGAGAUUUUAAGUAUUUUUGCUGUAGUCUCACCCCACGUGCCCUGUCUGACUGCGAUGCCUGAGGACACAACUCAACCGCAAGCUGCCUUGACUUCAACAUGGUACUGUCAGUGUUGGCUUUUUUUUUUUAUUCCUCCCCUUUACCAACCAUACCACUACUCUACUUUUUUUGUCUAAACCUCCUCACCAAUUUUGUAGGCAAACUUUGCUUUCCCUUGUAAAUAUGUUAUCUUUUUCCUAUUUGUUUCUCCCUCUAGCCUUGGUGCAAUUUUUGUUGCAAUAAAAUACAAAGCAGUUUUGCUACUUGAAAUAUA
This is a messenger RNA of Siniperca chuatsi (mandarin fish), 6146 nucleotides long. RefSeq names its product c-abl oncogene 1, non-receptor tyrosine kinase (gene abl1). Lineage: Eukaryota; Metazoa; Chordata; Actinopteri; Centrarchiformes; Sinipercidae. The transcript has 13 exons. Gene Ontology annotation, molecular function: non-membrane spanning protein tyrosine kinase activity; protein binding; ATP binding. The record is from RefSeq and is a predicted model, not a curated record. Gene Ontology annotation, biological process: protein phosphorylation; regulation of apoptotic process. The coding region runs from base 961 to 4308 and encodes 1115 amino acids.